CUUCUCGGGGCGGAGUUUUCUAUUCUACUUAACGUGAAGUGGUGCAGGAUCUCCAGAUCGAACACAUCGCACCGCCUUCUGGAAGGAUUGCAUUCCCGGCAGCGGAGCACCUCGAUGGAAAACGGGAAUAUUUAGGCAUUUACUUGGGAAACUCACAGCAUUCAGUGCCUUUCUCCUGCCCCGUCAUUGAUGGGAAAUCAACUGGAUCGGAUCACCCACCUGAACUACAGCGAGCUGCCCACAGGGGACCCUUCGGGGAUAGAGAAGGACGAGCUGAGGGUCGGAGUAGCGUAUUUUUUCUCGGAUGAAGAGGAGGAGCUGGAGGAUAGAUCGCAGUCGGACAGUUACAAAGAUCAGAGCCCUGCCAAGGAGGGUCCCGUCGCUCCCAAGGAGAUCGAGUACUCUGCCUUCUGCUGCCAGGAAUGCAUUUUCUCCAAAUUGCGAGAGAACGAAGAUCUGAAUAUUUACUCCAUAAAAACUUUGCUCGCCAUGUGCAGGCCCGGAGAUCUGCUGGAGCUGGUCACCAGCGACCAACCUCCGCACUGGGCGGUGUAUGAAAGGAACGAUCAGGUCAUACACCUGUACAGGGGGGAAAUCCGAAAGGACAGCUUGUUUGAGAUUAGCAAUGGGCGGCUGGGUAGGAUAGUUAAUAGCCGGUACAGAUAUAGACCGCUGCCCGCCGAUCUGGUGAUGCAGAACGCCAGCAGCCACUUGGGACUCGGCAGCGGGGAGAUCUGCUGGACGAACUCGGAAAGUUUCGCCGCCUGGUGUCGGUUUGGCAAGCGGGAGUUCAAAGCCGGAGGGGAGGUACACGCAUCCGAACAGAGGUAUUUCCUAAAGGUGCACCUUUCGGAGAGCAACGUGCACACGCUCAUGUUUCACAGUCUGGAGGAUUUAAUCAGGGAGCGGCGCAAGGUGGACGCUAGUGGAAUCUUGAAGGAGCUGUCCUUGGUCAACGGGAAGGAGUGAUCCAGCUCCUGUCAUAACGUGCCCCACCCCCUCAAAAAAACACAAACAAACAAAAAAACGGAAACGGACCUGUUGGGACCUGCAUGCCUUGUUCAAGGGCAGCUCUUCAAUUUAUUUCGGGUUUUAACUGUAUUCCAGGAAAGGAAAAAAAUAUAUGAAUGUCCAUUAUUUGUAUGGGUGACCAUCAUUCGUCAUACCGAUGUCAUAAAAAAAUACCUUUAAAACUCACACGGCACACAUCUCGCCAAAUACAGUACUGUCUGUUUUUCAGCUCUGCGUACCGUACAUGCGACGGAUGGUGAUCGUUUUGCCGCUGUCCGGGUUUUGUUUUGCGUGCAGGCAUUUUUUCCCCAUUUUGUCAGUCUUGCCAUAUAGUCACCCACAUCGUUCGACUAAAUGUAACUACCGGAUCAGUGUUUUUUGUUCAUAUUAAAUAAGACCAUCCCUUUUGCGCUGCGCAAUCUGCCAACCGCCCGGUUUGUGCCAUUGUUGAUUUAACCUUUUUGGUUCUUGUGUUAUUAUUUGAUUUUCGUAUUUGACUAAUAUACCUUGUUUCAUUUUUGAAUAAACGUCGGCUGCGACAUCGAUCAGA
This is a messenger RNA of Paramormyrops kingsleyae, 1561 nucleotides long. It is a transcript of the gene lratd1, whose product is annotated as LRAT domain containing 1. Gene Ontology annotation, biological process: cell morphogenesis; cell motility. NCBI's taxonomy places the organism in Eukaryota, Metazoa, Chordata, Actinopteri, Osteoglossiformes, Mormyridae. The record is from RefSeq and is a predicted model, not a curated record.